UUUAAUGCGCUUCUUGGAGGAAUUGGAAGGUGGAGGUUCGGGCGGCGACCCCGUUACGGCAGAUAUAACAUUUGAAGAAGGGUACGCAAAGGUUGAAAUUUAUCGAACCUAUUUGAGCAAACUGUCGAUCAUGCUUGACAUUGAGCACUAUUUAGUGGGUCAGUUAGUGCAAUCGUCAUGCAGGAAAGCUAUUAGUGACGCGUUGAACAACAUGAUACAAGCAGUGGCAAACCGGCUGGUCUCACAGCACAUGUGGUUGAACGAGGACAUCUGUGAACAAUUUGAAAUGAUCAAAAUUCGCGCACUUGGCGUGCCAGAAACUGCCGAGGAGUUAAUCGAACAAAGCGCUUUUAUGGUAUGGGCGUCCAAUGAGCAUAUAAGCGAGCUCAGAGAACGCAUCCAGUAUUCCAUAACCGUUAUCUGCAAUCUUGUCGAAAUGACAACUCUAACCAAUGAGCACAUCGACCUCAAUUCCAGAACCAUAGCUUGGCUUACGGAUAUUAAACCAAUUUUGGAAAAAAAUUCCGCGCUGUUCGAAACGAGUAAGUUUGAUUUUGAAGAACAGCUCCAACAAUCCAUUGGCAAAUUGUAUAACGAGAUCGAGGACUUUUUACCGCUGCUGAUAACUGUCAAUUCCAUGAACGACGUGUCCAACUGCAAGGAGUAUAUCCAAGCAAUGUCUCCUCUAAUGUCCAAAGUGCAAGAGAUGGAAAAUCUUUUGACUUGGAUCAAUAAGGAGGAAACGGUUUUUAAGUUUCCCCUCACCACCUGCCCCGAUCUGAAAGAAAUUAAGCUUUUUUUACAUCCCUUUUAUCAUCUUGUAAGGGUCUGCUUCGGAAUUAUCCGAAGUAUGGACACUUGGAUGUACGGUCCAUUCGAAUACUUAGAUUACUCACUUGCCGAAGCUAAACUGGACGAGAGCUUUAAAGAGCUAUCAACAACUCAAAAGUAUUACAAAACCAAAAUCAAGCAAGGAACGCAAGAAACUUCGCGACUGAAGUUCGAAGGUGUCCCAGACGAUCCGGAUCCCUUACUGCACCCCUCUCCCAUGAGAUUGUGCGCCCAAACUAUGCAAAUGAUCAAUGAUUUCAAGCCCGCCUUAAAUAUGAUGAACAUCAUGUGCAACGAGGCGAUGUUGCAAAGGCACUGGGACGAAAUGUCGGAGAUCGCCGGUUUUGAUCUAACCCCCGACGCAGGUACGACAUUGGCCAAGCUGAUGAAAUUGGGGAUCACGUCGGAUAUCGACAAAUACGAGAUCAUUAGCAGCGGCGCAAUUAAAGAAAGGCAACUUCUGCACAAUCUCUUGAAGAUGCAGGAUGAAUGGGAUACUGUCCUGUUCAAGACUUGCGUCUUUAAAGAUACAGAAAUGCACAUCUUGAGUGCACCAGACGACAUACAGGCGGUGUUGGAUGAGCAUAUCGUAAAGACACUCACUAUGAGAGGUUCGGUCUUUGUCAAGCCUUACGUGAGCGAAGUAGGGAGUUGGUACGCUAAAAUCACGCGCAUCAACGCAACUCUCGACGAGUGGCGUAAAGUGCAAGCCCAGUGGUUGUACUUGUUGCCAAUUUUUUCUUCAAAGGACAUCGUAAGCCAAAUGCCCGAAGAAGAACAAAUGUUUAAGGAAGUCGACGGCGUUUACCGACGAUACAUCGACCUGAUCAUGGACGAGCCGAAAGUAAUCAUCAGCGCUUCACAUCCGAACCUCUUGGAAAACCUGAAGAAUUGUAGCGAUUUGCUCGAGAGAAUCAAUGAGGGGGUCUCAUAUUACCUCGAGAGGAAAAGGCUGUACUUUCCCCGAUUCUUUUUCUUGUCGAAUGACGAGAUGUUGGAAAUUCUGUCGGAAACCAAAGAUCCGUUGCGCGUGCAGCCUCACCUGAGGAAGUGCUUCGAGGGAAUUCAAACGUUGGCGUUUGAUGAUUGUCUGAAUAUACACGCUAUGGUGAGCCGCGAAGGCGAGAAAGUUAAUUUUCUAAAAGUGAUCGAUACUGUAGCCGCAAGGGGAAGCGUCGAGAAAUGGCUGCUUCAAGUGGAGGAGGAAAUGGUCGCAGCUGUCAGUCAUCAGAUUGCUUUAGGCCGUGCGGCCUAUGCGGAAACCAACAGGACAGAGUGGAUUACAUUAUGGCCUGGUCAGGUGAUUCUCGCAGUUUCUCAGAUGUAUUGGACCAUGAAUGUGCAUCGUACGUUGAGUUCCGACAGUAGAAGUGUAUUCGCGGAUUUUUUGCAGCAACUUGACGAAGCUUUAAAUGACGUUGUCGCACUAAUUCGCAGUGAAUCGCUGUCGAACUUGGCUCGAAUUACUAUAAAAGCAUUAAUUGUAAUGGAUGUCCACGCAAAGGAUGUCACUCGAUCUUUAUUUGACAACAAUGUCAAGAGUGCUACCGAGUUCAAAUGGUUGGCCCAACUCCGAUAUUACUGGGAGGAAAGGUGUGCGGUUCGGAUCAUAAAUGCGACUGUAAAAUAUGCUAACGAGUAUUUGGGAAAUAGUGAUCGUCUGGUAAUAACCCCAUUAACCGAUAGAUGUUAUCACACCCUUAUCGGUGCGUACCACUUGCACCUCAAUGGCGCCCCUGAAGGUCCCUCUGGUACCGGUAAAACGGAAACGACAAAAGAUUUGGCCAAAGCUGUAGCUGUUCAAUGUAUAGUGUUUAAUUGCUCCAACGGUUUGGAUUAUAAAGCUAUGGGCAAAUUUUUAAAAGGACUGGCGUCAUCGGGCGCGUGGGUUUGUUUUGACGAAUUUAACAGAAUAGACGUUGGAGUACUGUCGGUGGUUGCCCAACAAAUACUUUGCAUUGUUUUGGCUGUUCGAUCGCAUGUUGAUAAGUUUAUGUUUGAAGGAACUGAACUCUGUCUGAAUCCUACUUGUUACGUGUGCAUCACUAUGAGUACUGGAUACGCGGGACGCUCCGAGCUGCCCGAUAAUCUAAAGGUGCUAUUUCGCACCGUCGCGAUGAUGGUGCCGGAUUACGCCAUGAUUAGUGAAAUCUCGUUGUACUCGUAUGGAUUUGCAGACGCUAGAAAUCUGUCGGUUAAAAUCGUAACCGUCUUUCGAUUAUGCUCGGAGAUGUUGUCAUCGCAGUACCACUACGACUUCGGAAUGAGAACCAUCAAAUCAGUACUCUCCGCUUGCGGUAACAAGAAACACAAAUAUCCCCACGAAAAUGAAGAUAUACUCUUGCUCAGAUCCAUUCUGGAUAUAAACUUGCCAAAGUUUCUCCAACAUGACGUUCCUCUGUUCGAGGGGAUUAUUUCGGAUUUGUUCCCAGGAGUUGCUUUACCCAAAGUCGAUUACGCGAGAUUUGUUGAAGCUAUAGACGUAAGUUGUAAACGAAGAAAUCUACAAGUGAAAGAAUGCGUAACUCUGAAGAUCAUCCAAACUUACGAAAUGAUGAUUUUGUGUCAUGGUUUUAUGUUGGUGGGGAACCCGUUCGCUGGAAAAACUACGACCUUAAAGGUCUUGGCGGACUCUCUCACGUCACUGUCAAACACUGAUGAAAACCAAGUGCCUGUGAAGCAUCAGUUUAUUAAUCCCAAAUCGGUUAGUAUGGGUCAGUUGUUCGGUCAGUUUGAUCCAAUUUCGUACGAAUGGAUCGAUGGGAUCGUGGCAACUUGUUUUCGUAAUUUCGUAAUGGACACGUCACGAGAUCGAAAGUGGAUCAUCUUCGAUGGGCCGGUCGAUACGGUUUGGAUCGAGAAUUUGAAUACAGUCAUGGAUGAUAACAAAAAAUUGUGCUUGAUGUCUGGAGAGGUUAUAGCCAUGACCAACGACAUGUCAAUGAUUUUUGAGGUAAUGGAUUUGUGCCAAGCGUCUCCAGCAACGGUGUCACGUUGCGGAAUGAUCUAUAUGGAAUCCACCACGCUGGGUUGGCGAUCCCACGUGGAAUCGUGGCUCCCUCUUUGCAGCGAUGAGUGGAUGAGGUCAAACGAGGAUUACAUUUUGACUUUAUUCGACUGGAUCGUACCCCCUUCUCUGAGCUACAUCAGAAAACAUUGCAAACAGCUGUGCAGUGCGAGCGAAAUAAGUUUAUUAAGGAAUAUGAUGCAAGUUAUCCAGAUGGUAAUCACCGAUGCUGUACACGACCCAUCUAAAAAGGAAGAGGACUCGAAAUACAUUCACAGUUGGAUUCAAGGAUCCUUUAUGAUGGGACUGGCGUGGGGGUUGGGGUCAAUUUUGGACACCCCAUCACGCUACAAGUUUGACGAGUUCUUCAAGUCCAUUUUCAAAGACGCCGAAGCCCCGAUUCCUCCACUAAUAGAAAAAUUGGAAGUCUCUAUACCAAGCGAGGGAAUUAUUUUUGACUACUGCUUCGUUUUUAAAAGUAAGGGAUCUUGGAAGUACUGGCCGGAUGUCAUCAAAACCAUGAAAGUCGACGAAGCUAAGGACAUCCACCAAGUUUUAAUUCCGACUGUGGACACCGUCAAAUACAUGUACAUGAUUGAUCUUCACAUCAAGUAUAGCUUUCCGAUUUUGUUGAUAGGUCCUUCCGGAACCGGAAAAAGUUUCUACGUUCAGGAUUUACUGAUGAAUAGAUUAGACCAAGAGAAAUAUGAGCCCGCGUUUAUCACUUUCACUGUUAAGCUUUCGGCAGCGCAAACACAAGAGUUGAUCAUAUCCAAGCUAACCAAGCGAAAGCGCGGACAUUACGGACCAUCGGCAGGAAAAUCAUUCGUGAUGUUUGUAGACGAUCUCAACAUGCCUGUAAAGGAAACGUACGGUUCCCAACCACCCAUCGAAUUACUCAGGCAGUACUUUGACCACAAGCAUUGGUACAAUCUCAAAGACACUUCCCCUAUUUAUUUGCACGAGAUUUUCAUCAUGGCGGCUAUGGGACUUCCGGGGGGCAGCCGGCAAGAGGUUUCCCCAAGGUUUCUGCGUCAUUUUAGUAUUUUUUCGAUUAACGAAUUUUCCGAUGAAACCAUGUGUAAAAUAUAUUCUAACGUACUUUCUCUUGGAUGGAAAAACAACGGCUUUCCCAGUGACACCGUGAACAUUGUCCAACAGUUGGUAAACGCCACCAUAGACAUCUACAAGGCUUCCAUCCACUUCCUGCUGCCGACACCAGCGAAAAGCCAUUACGUAUUUACUUUGCGUGACUUUUCGCGUAUUAUCUACGGAUGCGCGAUGCUAAGGAAAGACUCGUCAGACAACAAGACGAUUUUUCCCAAAGUUUGGGCUCACGAAGUACUACGCGUGAUACAUGACAGAUUGAUAGACGGCGGUGACAAGCAUUGGUUGUUUAACAAAAUCAAAUUUUCCAUCCCGAACUUCUUCAAGGAGCAGUUUGAGAAGGUUUUCGAAAAUUUUCAAAAUGAAGAUGGCACCGUGACCGAAGAAUCAUUGCAACGAUUACUAUUUGGAACAUAUUUAGCCACAGAUAGCAGCGAAGACGAAGUUAAAUAUGAAGAGAUUACAAACCUUGAAGAAUUUCGAACUGUCGCAGAAAAUUGUUUAGAAGAGUACAACUCGAAGCAUAAGAACAAAAUGGACGUUGUUCUAUUCCAGUACGCCUUAGAGCACAUGUCCAGAAUGUGUCGAAUAUUAGCGAUGCCAAGAGGAAGUGCUUUGCUGGUGGGGAUUAGCGGAUCUGGGCGACAGUCACUCACUAAGUUAGCCACCAUCAUAACUGGCCAUUCCGUUUUUCAACCGGAGAUCACGAAGAAUUAUGGAAUGAACGAAUGGCGCGAAGAGAUCAAGCAGAUUGUGAAAGAGGCUGGUGGAAGGGGGAAAAAUACUCUGUUUCUGAUCACAGAAAGCCAAAUAAAGGACGAAGAAUUUCUGCAAGAUGUCGAUUGCUUACUAAAUACGGGUGAAGUUCCGAAUCUAUUUCAGGUCGAGGAGAAACAGGAAAUUAUGGAAUUGUGUCGUUUAGAAGCACAAGGGGGGAACAGAAACAUUGACAUAAGUCCAUUGGCCGUCUUUAGUUUCUUCAUCAAGCGUACGCGCGAGAAGCUUCACUUGGUGCUGUGCUUUAGUCCAAUUGGUUCGACGUUUAGGCUUCGAUUGCGGCUAUUUCCGUCGCUUAUUAAUUGCUGCACAAUUGACUGGUUUGAAGAUUGGCCCGAAGAUGCACUAGAACAGGUUGCCGAAACUUGGAUAACAGAUGUGAAUUUAGAUGCCGACAUUAAAGCUGCGGCAAUAGCGACAUGUAAAUAUUUUCAUGUGUACGCAAGAAAGAUUUCAGUUGCGUUUUUUGCGGAAACUUUUCGAAAUACAUACGUCACCUCCGCAUCGUACUUGGAACUCAUAAAAAUAUUUGCGGAUUUAACGACACAAAAGCAAAGUGAGCUGUUGGCCGCCAAAAAUCGUUACAUGGUGGGUUUGGAAAAAUUACAGUUUGCUGCGGAUCAAAUCCUCGAGAUGCAACUCAAUCUUGAAGCUUUCCAGCCCGAACUGGAAACUAUGAGCCAAAAAGCGACCGCGAUGAUGGAGCAGAUCGCGAGGGAAACCUUUGAGGUAGAGAGAGCGUCGGCUUUAGUAAGGAGGGACGAAGAAGUUUCGAACGCCCAAGCCGCUGGUGCGCAGGCUUUAAAAGCGGAGUGCGAAGCCGAUCUGGCCUUUGCCAUACCAAUCUUAGAAGAAGCUAUAGAAGCGUUAAAUACCCUAAAACCUACAGACAUAACCUUGGUCAAGUCCAUGAAGAAUCCUCCAGAACCCAUUAAGUUGGUGAUGGCGGCAGUGUGCGUUAUCAAGGAUGUCAAACCUGAUCGCUUACCUGAUCCUUCAACCGGUAGAAAAAUAAUAGAUUACUGGGGACCGAGCAAGAGAAUUUUGGGGGACAUGAAUUUUCUUCAAUCCUUAAAAGAUUUCGACAAGGAUAAUAUUAGAAUCGAAAUAAUGGUCAAGAUAAGGAAGGACUAUUUGCCGCAUAAAGAUUUUAAACCGCAUGUCGUUGCGAAAGCGUCGAGUGCCGCCGAGGGUUUGUGCAAGUGGAUAAUAGCAAUGGACAUGUACGAUAAGGUGGCGCGGGAAGUUGCACCGAAGAAGGCGAAACUAGAGGAAGCCGAAAGGGAAUAUGCCGCGACCAUGGCCGUACUGCUUGAAAAAAAGUCCGAAGUUGCUAAAUUGGAACAAAAGUUGGCAGACCUUAAUGUGCUUUUUAAGGACGCAACCGAGAAAAAGGAAAGUCUUCAGGAGCGAGUUGAUGUGUGCGGGGAAAAGCUGGGUAGGGCGCGAAAGUUGAUUGGGGGUUUGGGUGGAGAAAAAACCAGGUGGGGUGUUACAGCCGAUCAUCUACAAGCGUUGUACGACUGUCUUGUUGGUGACGUUCUUAUAUCGAGUGGAGUGAUAGCGUAUUUGUCCUCAUUUACUAUGAAAUGGCGCAACGAGGCUGUAGCGGAUUGGUUAAUUUUUUUAGAAAAGACGGAUGUCCCUGUCACUGCGACGUACGACUUUACAAGAACCCUGGGUGGCGAAGCCAAAAUUCAAGAUUGGUACAUUUCCGGAUUACCUCGCGACGCUUUUUCAAUGGAAAACGCAAUCAUACAGGAGAAUUCGAAACGUUGGUCUUUGUUGAUUGAUCCACAGUCCCAAGCCAACUUGUGGAUCAAAAAGAUGGAGAGGAAGAACGAUAUUCGAGUAACCAAAUUUUCUGACAGUAAUUACAUGAAGGUGUUAGAAUUUUGCAUUGAAUCAGGAAAGCCAGCCCUGAUUGAAAACAUUCGUGAAGAUUUAGAGGCUCCUUUAGAUUCACUUUUGUACAAGACCAAAGGUGCCUUAAAUGUCAUCGCACUUGGUGAUCACGUUAUAACGUGCCAUGAAAACUUUAAGUUGUAUCUCACGAGCAAGAUGAGAAACCCGCACUAUCCUCCGGAGGUAUUUAACAAAGUUACCAUCAUAAACUUUGCCCUUAUGACUGUUGCUUUGGAAGAUCGGCUUUUAGGAAUCGUGGUAGCUAAGGAGCGUCCAGAUCUACAGCGAAAACGAGAAGAAUUAAUAGUGGAAAGUAUGAAGAACAAGGCCGCCCUCAUGAAUCUAGAGGAGAUGAUCCUUACAACAUUGUCUGAAUCCAAAGGCGAUAUUUUGGAUGAUGAAAAUGCCAUCAAAAUUUUGGAUCAAACCAAAACCGUUUCGAAUGACGUUGUAAACAAACAGACCCUCACAAAAGAAACCGAAGCACAAAUCGAACAUUGUCAACUAGACUAUAAACCAGUUGCUACGCACUCCACCGGGUUGUAUAAUUGCAUUUCGGAUCUUCCAAGCAUCGAUCCAAUGUACCAAUAUUCACUGGGGUGGUUCAUAAAUUUGUACGUAAACUCAAUCGAUGCAGCUGGUAAAUCUCGUGACUUACACAGGCGGAUAUUAUAUCUGCAGGACAACUUCACCUAUAAUUUAUAUACAAACGUUUGCCGAUCACUCUUCGAAAAAGACAAACUUAUGUUUUCCUUUCUACUCUGUGUGAAGAUUAUGUUGCUCAAAAACAAAAUAAGCGAGGCAGAGUACGCGUUUUUAAUCACCGGUGGAGUAGACUUGGAAAAUCUCAUUCCCAACCCGUCUCCUGACUGGCUCAGCUCUAAAUCGUGGAAUGAGAUCUGUCGUUUAGAUAACGUGACCGUAUUUGGAGGCCUUCAGCAUUCAUUUACCAAAUACCCAAACGAAUGGAAGACUUUUCAUGAUUUGCUAGAACCUCAGGACUCCCACCUGCCCGCGAAGUGGGAUUCAAAACUAACAACCUUCCAAAAACUGUUAGUAAUUCGCGUACUGCGACCAGAUAAAAUUACCGUGUGCAUUUCGAAGUAUGUAUUGGAAGAAAUGGGAACGAAAUUUACGAUCCCUCCUCCUUUCGAUAUUGCGAAGUCGUUCGAACAGUCCAACUGUUUAUGCCCACUCGUGUUCGUAUUAUCUUCGGGUACAGACCCGAUGGCGUCCCUACAGAAAUUUGCCGAGGUGAAGGGAUAUGCCGAUAAAUUUCGCUGCAUUUCCUUGGGCGAAGGAGGAGGCGCACUAGCUCAAGCGCUUAUCGAGCAAGGGAAGGAUGAGGGAAGUUGGGUUUGUCUGCAGAAUUGCCACCUCGCGUUGUCGUGGAUGAACUCUUUGGAACAACUUUGGGAAGGUUUGGACACUUCGAAUACUCACCUCAAUUUUCGUUUAUGGCUGACGAGUUACCCUUCAGAUAAAUUUCCGGUUUCCAUUCUACAAAAUGGCGUAAAGAUGACGAACGAGCCACCUGCUGGGCUUCAGCAGAACUUAUUACGAUCGUACAUAAAUGAACCUGUAAAAAACGAAGUAUUCUACACUGGUUGUCCCGGGAGAGAUCUAAUGUUUGCCAGGUUGCUUUACGGCAUCGCCUUUUUUCACGCGGUUAUUCAAGAACGUAGAAGCUACGGCCCUCUGGGUUGGAACAUACCGUACUGCUUUAACGAUUCCGAUUUCGAUAUAUCAGUACAGCAGCUGCAGAUGUUCAUCAACGAAUAUCACCAUAAUCCCUACGAGGGUAUCUCUUAUUUGACGGGAGAAUGCAAUUACGGUGGGAGGGUGACAGAUGACUGGGACCGUCGGCUUUUAGUGACGCUAUUAGAGCACUAUCUAAAUCCGGAAGUUGUGAUGAAAUUGGAUUAUUCCUUUUCUGAGAUUGCGAACUAUUACAACAUUCCGAGAAAAGCGAAUUACGACGGUUUCGUUAAGCACAUCGUGUCUUUGCCUCAAUUUCACCCUCCGGAAGUGUUCGGUUUGCAUCACAACGCCGGCAUAAGUAGAGAUCUUCAAGUUUCCAAUUCGCUGUUAAACUCCUUGGUUUUGCUGCAGGGAGAGAAGAAUUCCCACGGCGACGAUGGAGAGCAGUUUUUGAAUUUGAUCGUUUCGGAUAUACUCGAAAAGGUACCGGAUAACUUCGACUUGGAGGAAGCCCAGUUGAGGUAUCCCGUUCGUUAUGAGGAAUCGAUGAACGCGGUGCUCGUACAAGAAAUGGUACGUUUCUCCAAAUUGUUGAACGAAAUUCGCAGCUCUUUACUUACCAUUCAGAAAGCGAAUGAAGGACUUGUUGUCAUGACUCCUGACCUGGAGGUUUUUCAAAACGAACUACGUUUAGGGAGAAUCCCAACUGCAUGGGCCAAGGUGUCUUAUCCCAGUUUGAAAUCAUUACCCGAUUAUAUAGCCGAUUUCGUUGAACGCAUCAACUUCUUAGAGAAAUGGUCUGUGAACGGUAAACCGAACAAUUUUUGGAUUUCCGGUUUCUUCUUUAUCCAGGCGUUUUUGACCGGUGCGAAGCAGAACUACGCCCGCAAGUAUACAAAGACAAUCGAUCAAUUAAAAUUUGACUUCAAGAUUUUAAAAGUGGACUCUACGAAUACGGCACCCCAUGACGGCAUUUACGUGUAUGGCUUAUAUACAGAUGGUGCCAGAUGGGAUCGCGACCAUGGCGUUUUAGCCGAACUACACCUGAAAGUUUUUCACGACUACAUGCCCUUAAUUUGGUUGAUACCAGUUAUGGUAUCGGACUAUGAUGAAACUGGAAGAUAUAAGUGUCCUCUAUAUAAGACAUCCGAGAGAAGAGGAGUGCUUUCGACAACAGGGCAUUCGACUAAUUACGUGUUACCGUUUCUCCUAAAUACUGACAUAAAUCCUUCCCAUUGGAUUAAGCGGAGUGUUGCCUUAUUGUGCCAGCUUGAUUAA
Molecule: messenger RNA, 10606 nt
Organism: Photinus pyralis (common eastern firefly)
Lineage: Eukaryota; Metazoa; Arthropoda; Insecta; Coleoptera; Lampyridae
Product: dynein heavy chain 7, axonemal-like
Exons: 2
Coding region: 5-10606 (3533 amino acids)
Biological process (GO): microtubule-based movement
Cellular component (GO): dynein complex
Molecular function (GO): dynein light intermediate chain binding; ATP hydrolysis activity; dynein intermediate chain binding
Source: RefSeq, a predicted model, not a curated record